AUGGAGGAUGAAGAAGGUUACACGGUAUUGAACCUCCGACACCAGGAGAAAACCACCACCCGCCCGUCACCAGGGCGGAUCCAAGAUUCUCCUUUGCGUUCCCAGCGCUGUAAGCGCAUGCUAGGGAUUCUGGGGGCUGUUUGCAUCAUUCUGACAGUAGCCGUGAUCAUUCUGACUAUCCUGGUUUUCCAGGGCUUCUCUAAUAAAGCAGAGGAAGGACCAGCCGUGAAGACCGAUAGUGUCACUCAGAGAACCGGAAGUGGAGGAGAACGCAACGCCAGCCUGGAGGACUUGUUUUCUCGUCUGAAGCAGAGUCUGUGUGAUCCAGCCCAGAUAAGCUCAGCAGGUGGCUCCGGGUGCAAACUCUGCCCCAGGGAGUGGCUGCUGCACGGGGACAAGUGCUACUGGCUGUCUAACAAGACUGACACCUGGAACAAGAGCCGUGACGACUGUUCAAGGAAGGGAUCUCAAAUGCUGGUGAUCCAGGACCAGGAACAGAUGGAUUACCUGAAGCCUGUCAUACCAGCUGACCAUGCUGUUUGGAUUGGAUUAACAUUUAACUCUUCACAGAGGAAGUGGACCUGGGCAGAUGGUGGCCUUUUCAAUGAGAAACUGGUCCCAGGAUUAAGGCAGGCUGAAAAGAACAGCUGUGGACAGUUAAAAAAUAAGAUUGAUUUUGAAAUCUGCAUCACUGAGUUAAAAUGGCUCUGCCAGAAAGCAGCGUUCCUGCUAUAG
Molecule: messenger RNA, 735 nt
Organism: Emys orbicularis (European pond turtle)
Lineage: Eukaryota; Metazoa; Chordata; Testudines; Emydidae
Product: killer cell lectin-like receptor subfamily F member 1
Exons: 6
Coding region: 1-735 (244 amino acids)
Source: RefSeq, a predicted model, not a curated record